GUAUUCCCACAAUCCAUCAACCAGCCGCCCCUUAAUGACGAACCGGCUGUUCGAGAAUGGUCCUACCGCGACACCUCUGCUUUCUAUGAGUAUGCCAUGUACGCGGGCGGUCAGAAUGGUGAGCUAUGCAGUUGGGAUCUGAGGUUUCCCAAAGAACCGCUCCUGAAGCUUUCCGGUGAAAAAGGUGCUGUACAGCGACUGUGCGCUGUCGAACUGGAGGAUGGCCAUCGCGUUCUGUUGCUCGUUGGCCGGAGCGACGGUCGCGUUCAAGUGUUUUCGUACAAUCCACUUGUAGGAUCCUCGUUGACCAAGUUUGAAGACCAUUCGGAAUUGG
Molecule: messenger RNA, 334 nt
Organism: Opisthorchis viverrini
Lineage: Eukaryota; Metazoa; Platyhelminthes; Trematoda; Opisthorchiida; Opisthorchiidae
Exons: 2
Molecular function (GO): protein binding
Source: RefSeq, a predicted model, not a curated record